This is a messenger RNA of Vanessa tameamea, 1556 nucleotides long. RefSeq names its product galactosylgalactosylxylosylprotein 3-beta-glucuronosyltransferase S-like. The coding region runs from base 155 to 1192 and encodes 345 amino acids. Gene Ontology annotation, molecular function: galactosylgalactosylxylosylprotein 3-beta-glucuronosyltransferase activity. NCBI's taxonomy places the organism in Eukaryota, Metazoa, Arthropoda, Insecta, Lepidoptera, Nymphalidae. The transcript has 4 exons. Gene Ontology annotation, biological process: chondroitin sulfate proteoglycan biosynthetic process; carbohydrate metabolic process. The record is from RefSeq and is a predicted model, not a curated record. Gene Ontology annotation, cellular component: Golgi membrane.
UUAGGAAGAGUGACGAUUCGUGCUUGCUUUUUAAAAAAUAUAUAAUAUCUAGUUAAUUUAAAGGAAAACCCUUUAAAUAUAUGCCUCAAAUGCAAUAUUAACGUAGAUAAAAAAAUUUACUUUCAAGUUUCGCAAAUAAUGUUUGUGUUUUAAGAUGAAACUUUUUAAAUUAUUUAAAAAUACAUUUGCCAUGGCUGUUUUUCUAAGUGCUAUUUGGUUACUGUUUACUUGGAGUAAUUUGGGAAUGUUAAGUAUUCAAACUGAUUCAAGAAGCAUUCCAGUUGCUGUGAAAAACAAGCUUUGCAAUGUUAACUUCAAUGAUGAAAGACCACACAUCACCAACAGUACAAGUUUGAAAAUGAUAUAUUAUGUGACUCCUACAUACCCCAGACCAGAACAAGUGCCUGAAUUGACGCGAUUGGCACAUACCUUGAUGCAUGUGCCUAGAAUUCAUUGGAUUGUUGCGGACGACCAGCCUUUGUGUUCCGAUCAAGUGUCCAGCGUGCUUAGACGGACCGGCCUGCCUUACACACACAUAUCCAGUCCCAAACCAUUCAUUUACAAGAGCACAAAUUUUCCGCGAGGCGUCGCCAACCGACGCGUCGCACUCAAUUGGCUGCAGGAGAAUGUCGCCGAAGGGGUGUUGUACUUUGGUGAUGAUGACAACACCGUGGAUUUGCGUCUCUUCGAUGAGCUGAGAAAUACUAAGAAGGUGUCCAUGUUUCCGGUCGGACUGAUUGGGGAAUAUGGAGUUUCAUCACCCAUAGUGAAGGACGGAAAGGUGGUUGGAUUUUUCGACUCGUGGCCGGCUUCGAGAACAUUCCCAGUGGAUAUGGCAGGGUUCGCAGUAAACAUCGAGUUCCUGAAGGAAACCGCCAACAUGCCAUUCAUCGCUGGACACGAGGAAGACAGGUUCCUAGUUAGCUUAGACCUCAAGGUCGAGGAUAUUGAGCCGCUAGCUGCGAAUUGCACUAAGGUCCUGGUCUGGCACACCAAAACCGUGAAGCACAAGAAGCCGACUCUGAAAAUAAAUAUAAACAAACUAAAUACCAUUUCGAAAUAUCAGAACUUUGUCAAUCUCCUCAAAGAGACCUCCAGACUGGGCAUGGCCGAAGUGAACGCGGAAGCAGGCAUUAAGUCGUACGUCACACGCAACAGGAAGACGUCGGAAACGUUAGCCGAUAUCCUGUAGGUCGUCGGCAUACGCUCGCCGUACGUUUUGGCCGAAUCGUUACUCAGUAGGUAGGUAUUUGCAAUUGUAUUUCGUGUGGUCGGGAUGCGUUUCACGUCCACGUCCACGUCCACGUCCCCGGCCCCGUGGCUUACGAACGACGCGUCGUUCAACUCCUGCAAUAAUAAUAAGAAAUAUAUACGACGGAUUGCGACGUUCACGUAACCACGUAUGAAGCCGGUUCCCAACGGUACGGGUGGUACUGUGAGCAGUGUCGCCCGAGGUGUGUUUUUAUUGUCCAAUCUCAAUUCAAUGGGAACAUUCGAUAGUUCUCUAUAUUAAUAGUUAUAAAUAUAAAAUUGCAUUAAUCACUCAAACUCUAAAU